AUGAACGUGCUCUUCUCUUUCCUUCUCUUACAAAUUGCUAGUCAUAGCGGUUAUGUACAAGUUGACUGGAAGAGAGUUGAAAAAGAUGUAAACAAAGCAAAAAAGCAGUUAAAAAAGCGUGCAAAUAAGGCAGCACCUGAAAUCAAUACUCUAAUUGAAGAGUCGACAGACUUCAUCAAACAGAACAUCGUGGUGUCCAGCGGAUUUGUUGGAGGCUUUUUGUUAGGCCUGGCGUCAUAAGGAGCCGAACCAUCUCUUCCCAGUGGCGUUCGUGCCGGCAAAGAGCAGUUGUGGUGCCGCGCUGUCUCAGAGCAGUGUGGGUCGCCGGGCCUUCUGGAGCAGGACGAGCGGACUAGCUAGGCAAUUUGGAAGCUUUUCACAUUUCAGGCUUUGCCCCUUGAAGCUUGGCAAAACUAGGAUUUGCUGAAAAACUGUGCAGUAUGCUCAUUAUAGCAUUUCUGGGCAAAACUGGUUCAUCUUCGUCAUGACUUUUUAUCUAUGACCUUUCAAGAUCUAGCAUUUUUUAAAAUGUUAUUCUUGGAAUAUAGAUAUGUAACCAUACUGUAAGAAAGAAAGCUCAAUUUCUAUGUUUUCAGUUAAAUAUUGUUUAUUUUAGAAUUAUUUUUCUCCAUGCUGUAGUAGAUCGUAUCAAUGACUACAUAAUGUAUAUGAUAUUGUAGUUUCAGCCUCAUGGCUGCCCAUGUUCUUUAGAAAUCAUUGCAAUAAUCUAUCAAUCUGUAAUACCUUUUUACAGAGUAUUAAAUAACGAAGAAUCAUGAGCUUAUUAAAGAUGAAAA
Mesitornis unicolor (brown roatelo) is the source of this 797-nucleotide messenger RNA. RefSeq names its product FUN14 domain-containing protein 1-like. NCBI's taxonomy places the organism in Eukaryota, Metazoa, Chordata, Aves, Mesitornithiformes, Mesitornithidae. The record is from RefSeq and is a predicted model, not a curated record. Gene Ontology annotation, biological process: autophagy of mitochondrion. Gene Ontology annotation, cellular component: mitochondrial outer membrane. The coding region runs from base 1 to 240 and encodes 79 amino acids. The transcript has 3 exons.